GGAUGACACUCAAGUUCUGGUUGAUGCCAGAAAGAAGAAUCGCAUCGAUUAAAUUGAUCAAUCCCGUAGGCGUGCAAUCUAUAGCAGUUUGGUUUAUAAGGCCUUCACUCAGAGCAUCUAAAGAACGAGCAGUGGUAAAGAAUGAAUCACCGGAUAGCAUCGUUCGCUUCCAAGGCAUGCCUGAAGCCGUUGAUAUAAUACUUGAAGUAGUGAAGAAACCUUCAGCUGAUGAAAUGAAAUUCAGAGUUUCCAUAAAGGCAUGUUUCGAGGGAGUGACCUCAGAGACGACACCAGCAACAAGCACUUCAACAAGCGGUUCAACAAGCAGUUCAACAAGCAGUCCAGCCCUUCUGUUGAAACGACUUCAUCAUCAGUUCCAACCACAAGCACUUCUGUUAGCAGCACUUCAUCUACACCAGUCAUAACGUCUACUUCAUCAUCGCCAGGAAUAACCUCUUCUACUUCUUCCACUUCAUCAGAAAUAUCAACGAUAUGUGCUCUUUCUGACGGAAUGGAUGACGAUCAAUUAAUACCAGAUGAGAACAUUGUAGAUGAAAAUGAUGAUGUACCAGACGACGUUAAAAUGUUGAGGCCCGAUAGCCGACGUCCAUUUUCUGUUAGGCGUAAUAGGAUGACACUCAAGUUCUGGUUGAUGCCGGAAAGAAGAAUUGCAUCAAUUAGAUUGAUCGAUCCUGUGGGUGUUCAGUCGAUUGCGGUUUGGUUCAUUAGACCUUCUACCAGAGCAUCUAAGGAACGAGCAGUUGUUAAGAAUGAAUCUCCAGACAGUAUUGUCAGAUUCCCAGGAAUGCCGGAGGCUGUUGAUAUAAUACUUGAAGUCGUGAAGAAACCUUCGGCUAAUGAAAUGAAUUUCAGAGUUUCCAUCAAGGCAUGUUUCGAGGAAGUGACCUCAGAGACGACUCCGUCAACGUCAAGUUCAAGUACUUCUCCUGUUGAAACGACUUCGUCGAGUUCAGAAACAUCAACAACAAGUUCUAGCUCAUAUGUUCACACGUCCUCUUCAAGCACUAGCCCGUCCGGUGUUAGCUCAUCAUCGUCUUCCUCUAGUGGUGUAUACACAAGCUCAUCACGUAGCAGUUCCACAGAAACAAUCCCAGUUUCAACUACAUCGACAUCGGUUUAUUCCACGCCAACUACAGUUUGUACUGUAACGGAGGGUAUGGACAGACCGAAAACUAUUCCGAGAGAAAAUAUAAGGGACAAUAAUGAUCGUAUACCGCAAGGUGCUGAGAAUUUAAGACCUAAUGCAGAGAAUCCAUUUACUGUUGAUAGGAAUUCGUUUACUGUACGAUUCUUAUUUAAUCCUGCUAUUCCCGUUGAAUCGUUAGAAUUGAUAAGGCCAAGGAAUAUUGAAGAUAUAACAGUUUUAUACGUACAACCUAGAAAUAAUAAGAAAAUACCGGUUGUCGAGAAUGGAAAUCCAAAGAAAGUCGUGCGAUUCCCAGAACAACCAGAUGCUGUAGAGGUUGUACUCAUAGUGAAAAGAGAAGAUUCGGAUGAGCCAAUGUCGUUCCAAGUUGCUAUAUUUGCUUGCUUCGAAAUACCGACAACAACAACUCCUGUAGUUACAACAUCCUCUGUUGAAACAUCUUCUGUUCCAACAACAACAUCUUUAACUAGCAGUACUUCAUCAACGUCUACAAGACCAGUCACUACGUCUACAAUUUAUACAUCUUCAACCUCGCCAGGUAUAACGUCUACUAGUUCUACAGGACCAGUUACUACUUCCUCCAUUUACACAUCUUCAUCUUCUCCAGGCAUAACUUCUACUAGUUCUUCGAGCAGUUCAACAUCUGCAGAAGUAACAACGAUAUGUGAACUAUCUGACGGAAUGGAUGACGAUCAAUUGAUCCCGAACAACAACAUAGUAGAUGAAAACGACAAUGUGCCAGACGACGUUGAAAUGUUGAGACCUAAUAGCCGACGUCCAUUUUCUGUGACACGUAAUAAAAUGACUAUCAAAUUCUGGCUGAUGCCGGAGAGACGAAUUGCAUCGAUCAGAUUGAUAAAUCCCGUUGGCGUACAAUCGAUUGCUGUUUGGUACAUCAGACCUUCAGAAAGAGCAUCAAAAGAACGAGUAGUAGUUAAGAAAGAAUCACCAGAUAGCAUCGUUCGCUUCCCAGGUAUGCCUGAAGCUGUUGAUAUAUUACUUGAAGUAGUAAAGAAACCUUCUGCAGACGAAAUGAAAUUCAGAGUUUCAAUAAAAGCAUGUUUUGAAGAAGGGACUCCAUCAACAAGCAGUUCAUCAAGCAGUUCAACUAGCGGCUCAACUAGCAGCUCAACUAGCAGUUCAAUAAGUAGUUCAAGUUUGACGUCUGUCCCAGAGACAAGUUCAAGCACAUCUAGUUUAUACACAACAGGAACAACCCCAGUGUCCACGACAUCGACAUCAGUUUAUCUUACUCCAACUACAGUGUGCACUGUAUCAGAGGGUAUGGAUAGACCGAAAUCAAUUCCAAGAGAAAAUAUAAGGGACAAUAAUGAUCGUAUACCGCAAGGUGCUGAGAAUUUAAGACCUAAUGCAGAGAAUCCAUUUACUGUUGAUAGGAAUUCUUUUACUGUACGAUUCUUAUUUAAUCCUGCUAUUCCCGUUGAAUCGUUAGAAUUGAUCAGGCCAAGGAAUAUUGAAGAUAUAACAGUUUUAUACAUACAACCUAGAAAUAAUAAGAGAAUAAUGGUUGUCGAGAAUGGAAAUCCAAAGAAAGUCGUGCGAUUCCCAGAACAACCAGAUGCUGUAGAGGUUGUACUCACAGUGAAUAGAGAAGAUUCGGAUGAGCCAAUUUCGUUCCAAGUUGCUAUAUUUGCUUGCUUCGAAAUACCGACAACAACAACUCCUGUAGUUACAACAUCCUCUGUUGAAACAUCUUCUGUUCCAACAACAAGCUCUUUAACUAGCAGCACUUCAUCAACGUCUACAAGACCAGUCACUACGUCUACAAUUUAUACAUCUUCAACCUCGCCAGGUAUAACGUCUACUAGUUCUACAGGACCAGUUACUACUUCCUCCAUUUACACAUCUUCAUCUUCUCCAGGCAUAACUUCUACUAGUUCUUCGAGCAGUUCAACAUCUGCAGAAGUAACAACGAUAUGUGAACUAUCUGACGGAAUGGAUGACGAUCAAUUGAUCCCGAACAACAACAUAGUAGAUGAAAACGACAAUGUGCCAGACGACGUUGAAAUGUUGAGACCUAAUAGCCGACGUCCAUUUUCUGUGACACGUAAUAAAAUGACUAUCAAAUUCUGGCUGAUGCCGGAGAGACGAAUUGCAUCGAUCAGAUUGAUAAAUCCCGUUGGCGUACAAUCGAUUGCUGUUUGGUACAUCAGACCUUCAGAAAGAGCAUCAAAAGAACGAGUAGUAGUUAAGAAAGAAUCACCAGAUAGCAUCGUUCGCUUCCCAGGUAUGCCUGAAGCUGUUGAUAUAUUACUUGAAGUAGUAAAGAAACCUUCUGCAGACGAAAUGAAAUUCAGAGUUUCAAUAAAAGCAUGUUUUGAAGAAGGGACUCCAUCAACAAGCAGUUCAUCAAGCAGUUCAACUAGCGGCUCAACUAGCAGCUCAACUAGCAGUUCAACAAGUAGUUCAAGUUUGACGUCUGUCCCAGAGACAAGUUCAAGCACAUCUAGUUUAUACACGACAGGAACAACCCCAGUGUCCACGACAUCGACAUCAGUUUAUCUUACUCCAACUACAGUGUGCACUGUAUCAGAGGGUAUGGAUAGACCGAAAUCAAUUCCAAGAGAAAAUAUAAGGGACAAUAAUGAUCGUAUACCGCAAGGUGCUGAGAAUUUAAGACCUAAUGCAGAGAAUCCAUUUACUGUUGAUAGGAAUUCUUUUACUGUACGAUUCUUAUUUAAUCCUGCUAUUCCCGUUGAAUCGUUAGAAUUGAUCAGGCCAAGGAAUAUUGAAGAUAUAACAGUUUUAUACGUACAACCUAGAAAUAAUAAGAGAAUAACGGUUGUCGAGAAUGGAAAUCCAAAGAAAGUCGUGCGAUUCCCAGAGCAACCAGAUGCUGUAGAGGUUGUACUCACAGUGAAUAGAGAAGAUUCGGAUGAGCCAAUGUCGUUCCAAGUUGCUAUAUUUGCUUGCUUCGAAAUACCGACAACAACAACUCCUGUAGUUACAACAUCCUCUGUUGAAACAUCUUCUGUUCCAACAACAAGCUCUUUAACUAGCAGCACUUCAUCAACGUCUACAAGACCAGUCACUACGUCUACAAUUUAUACAUCUUCAACCUCGCCAGGUAUAACGUCUACUAGUUCUACAGGACCAGUUACUUCUUCCUCCAUUUACACAUCUUCAUCUUCUCCAGGCAUAACUUCUACUAGUUCUUCGAGCAGUUCAACAUCUGCAGAAGUAACAACGAUAUGUGAACUAUCUGACGGAAUGGAUGACGAUCAAUUGAUCCCGAACAACAACAUAGUAGAUGAAAACGACAAUGUGCCAGACGACGUUGAAAUGUUGAGACCUAAUAGCCGACGUCCAUUUUCUGUGACACGUAGUAAAAUGACUAUCAAAUUCUGGCUGAUGCCGGAGAGACGAAUUGCAUCGAUCAGAUUGAUAAAUCCCGUUGGCGUACAAUCGAUUGCUGUUUGGUACAUCAGACCUUCAGAAAGAGCAUCAAAAGAACGAGUAGUAGUUAAGAAAGAAUCACCAGAUAGCAUCGUUCGCUUCCCAGGUAUGCCUGAAGCUGUUGAUAUAUUACUUGAAGUAGUAAAGAAACCUUCUGCAGACGAAAUGAAAUUCAGAGUUUCAAUAAAAGCAUGUUUUGAGGAAGUGACUCCAUCAACAAGCAGUUCAUCAAGCAGUUCAACUAGCGGCUCAACUAGCAGCUCAACUAGCAGUUCAACAAGUAGUUCAAGUUUGACGUCUGUCCCAGAGACAAGUUCAAGCACAUCUAGUUUAUACACGACAGGGACAACUCCAGUGUCCACGACAUCGACAUCAGUUUAUCUUACACCAACUACAGUUUGUACUGUCACGGAGGGCAUGGAUAGACCAAAGUCUAUUCCAAGAGAAAAUAUAAGGGACAAUAAUGAUCGUAUACCGCAAGGUGCUGAGAAUUUAAGACCUAAUGCAGAGAAUCCAUUUACUGUUGAUAGGAAUUCUUUUACUGUACGAUUCUUAUUUAAUCCUGCUAUUCCGAUUGAGUCGUUAGAAUUGAUCAUGCCAAAGAAUAUUGAAGAUAUAACUGUUUCAUACGUGCGACCUAGAAGUUCUAACAAAAUAGAAGUUGUUGAGAAUGAGAACCCGAAGAAGACUGUUCGAUUCCCACAACAACCUGACGCUGUAGAAAUAGUUCUUACUGUAAACAGACAGGUUUCAAAUAAGCCAAUGUCUUUCAAAGUGUCUAUAUUUGCAUGUUUUAAAUUCGGACCAGAAUCGACGACACCAAGAGUUAGUACAUUUACCUUGACGCCAUCAACUAGCUCUUCCCUGAUCAGCACCUCCACGUCAACAACACCUGUAUCUACAUCCUCUACAUCUUCUAUAAGUACGAGCACAAGUUCUACUAGUUCUGCAACCAGUUCAACGUCUACACCAGCGCCUUGCAUCAUAAGCAGAGGAAUGGACAGCCAUUCAGACAUCCCCGAUGAAAACAUCAAAACGAAUGACAAGAACGUGAAUGAGAAAAUAAACAGACUUAGACCGGAACACAAGAACCCCGCAAGGAGUCACAAACCAAACUUCAAAGUAACAAUAGACCUACCAAGUGAAGGAGUUCCAUUGGACAGAGUAACCCUCCCUGACAACGUUAACAUAAAGGCUGUUAAAGUUUACUAUAGUCCAGAAGGGCGAAAUUCGCUUCUACCUAUCAAUGGAGACAAGCCGGUACCCGCUGAUAAGCCAAUUAAGAUGCCUGUAGGUGUGCCUAUUACACGUGUUGUAAUUGUUGUGGUUGAUAAGUUCAUCGAAGAAGACGAAAUACGUAUAUCUAUCGAAAUCUGGGGAUGCUUCGUUCCAGGAACAACGACUGAAUUCGUCACUACACCAAGCAUGUACUCUUCAGUCAGUAUUCCAUGUGAGGCUGAAAGCAUGGUUGACAAAGCUGUAUAUUUACCAAAAGAAGCGUUGGAGACCAACGAUGACAGUUUGGAUAUCGAGCAGCUGUUACCUGGAAGAACAAAGGGACCUGCUAAAUCCUAUUUGAGUCAUCUUAGGAUCACAAUAAAAUUCAGUGGCGGUGCUGCCCUGGAUAAACUGGCUAUGCCAACUCAUUCAAACAUCCUAAAGAUCCAGAUCAUGAUCAUGUUACCAGGAGAGACUAAUCUUAUACCAUAUAUGGGAGGAAUGUCAAUAACAGUAUCAGAUGAACCAAUUCAACUGCCUAGUGGCAUUAUGGCAAAUCAAGUCAUCAUCAUUGUCGUAGAAAAGUUAGUGCCCACAGAACCCAUCUUCAUCACCAUCAACAUUUGGGCCUGCUUUGACGUCUUCACCACACCAGGGUUCUCCUCUACCACCGGAUCAACACCGCCUACAUGUGACCAGAAAGUGAUAAAGUACGACUCCGACGAUGUAAUCGUCGGCUCCUCUUCCGAAAUGCCGGCAGCCACCGCAAUAAUGGCCCUAAAGGGCAGUGACUCUUUCUGGUCUCCGAAAAAGGGAGAUAAUGAAGUUUCACCGUUUGUAUUCUUCCAGAUAAAGGCAAAGAACGGAAAGGCAUCAGUUUACCAAGUGUCAUUCACAACGCGAUUCUCUAGGUCAGUAAUAAUCGCCCUAUACUCCAAGAAUGAUAAGAAUGUGGAUACGAGCGACAAAAUCAAAUGCGACACACCAAUCCACCAUAAACACAUCACCUACAACUUUUAUGGCCAAACUGGAGACAAGAUUUAUAUCUACGUACAGCCUAUAAAGAAGACACAACCUCAAAUCAGCAACGUACAAAUACACGCCUGUUACGAGGAAGAAACAAGAUCUACAACUACACCGGAAAUAACAACCCCCGCUCCCCCAACAUCUCCCACAACGCCGAAAGUUUGUGCGUCAAUGUGUGACGAAGGCUCCACGUGCUUAUCCUUCGAUGAGAUAUGUGAUGGCAAUUGUGACUGCUUUGAUUGUACGGACGAAGAUAAUUGUGGCACCACACCAUCUGUACCAGACGGUGAAUGGGGUACCUGGAGCCCAUGGAGCAAAUGUAACUGCCAAGGAACAAUCACACGUGUACGCCGAUGUGACAACCCGAAACCAAAAUAUGGCGGCAAAUAUUGCAGAGGUCCGUCUGCUCAAACCAUGGAGUGCGACCGACCAGACGAAUGCGACAAAUGUGACAUGGGCUACGCCCCAGUAAUGGAUGACGAUGAUGACGUAGUUACCUGCGGAGGUUUUACUAACCAGAAAUGUCCAAAGAAGAACGACACAUGUGUUCUGUACCCAAGAUCAACCCGUGGUGCUUGUUGUAGGCCAAUAGACUUCUGGACACAAUGGGGUGAAUGGAGCUCUUGUUCAAAGACCUGCGGUGCUGGCGUCGAGACUCGAACGCGUACCUGCACAAGUAAAAACCCAGAAAGAGAUUGUUCGGAGGAUGAUUCGGACACAAGAAGAUGUAACGAAGGACCAUGUGAAGUUGAAACAACUCCAUCUUACACAACUUCCGUUACACCAUACGGCCCAGACGGUGAAUGGAGCUCGUGGUCACCAUGGUCACGUUGUUCAAGGUCAUGCGGUGAAGGUCGUGAGACACGAUACAGGGAGUGUAGUGAUCCUGCCCCAGGACCUAAUGGCAAACCAUGUACAGGAAACGCCGAGCAAGAAAGAGCAUGCAAAAAGAAGGAUUGUCAAGGUCCACCUAACUGGUCUCCAUGGGCACCAUGGGGAGAAUGUGAUGUCCACUGCGGCACAGGCAUGCGAACUAGAUCAAGAGCAUGUGACAGCCCGGCACCAGCACCAGGUCAAGACCCUUGUCCAGGAGACGAUGUUGAUACGGAGAUUUGUACUCAACGGCCAUGUGAAUGUACAUUUACUAUGACUGGAUUUGAAAACAUAUUUGGCUACGAACCGUCUGAACAAAUCGGUUGGGUUGAAAGUGAUGGAACAUACGGUCCAACAAGCCCAGACGAAGAUGUCUUUAUUGAUGAUACGUUCGAAGAUGGCGUCGUUGUACACGUGGACUGCAGCAACUGUACCUGCGACGAAGGUAUGAUUGACUGCCAAGUUGGUGAUUGCGAAGAGUGCACAUACUCUAAAUGGAGUAAAUGGACAGACUGCUCGAAAUCUUGUGAUGUUGGUCAAAGGCAGAGAACUCGCCGUUUGAAGGACAGUUCUAGACGUGCAUCUAAAUGCAAGCCUGUACUUACCGAGAGAGAAGAUUGUAACCUUGACCCAUGUCCGACCGUCAUGCCUCCGGAAUGGAACACGUGGUCGUCAUGGAGUGACUGUACACCGGAUGCACCGUGCACGUUCGGCACGAGACAGAGAAACAGGAUGUGUAAUAUACAGCCAAACAGCAACUGUUACGGUGACGCUGUGGAGACAAAACCGUGCGAAAACCCGUGUGUUACAACCCCAGCUCAGUGUGACCAUAAUAUGGUAUGGAGCAAUUGUGCCAACAGAUGUCCACACACGUGUAUGGACGUAAGACUCGGCACGUGCACUGAAGACGAAGAUGACGAAUGUGAACCAGGUUGUACAUGUCCCGACGGUGAGGUAUUGUACGACGGUGAAUGCAUAGUAGAGAAGAAAUGCCCGUGCUACGACGAGGACGGAAACGUUAUCUUGCCAGGCUUUGAAAUUAACAAGACACCCUGUGAAACUUGCGUCUGCAAGAACGGAGAAAUGGACUGCCAUAAAGAUCCUGACUGUUGUGAGUGGGAGACCUGGGGACCAUGGGGAGAAUGUAGUGAUACCUGUGGCGAGGCUACUAGGAACAGAUACAGAAUUUUGAUGAAUGGCGAUCCAUACACAUGUGGUGAGAAGGUUGACACAGAAGAUUGUCCGAGAAAACCAUGUCCAGCGGAUUGCGUCAUUCGUGGCCAACCGUAUCACAUUGGUGACGUCACUAAAGAAGAAGGCUGUGAAGUCUGCCACUGCACAACAAAGGGAGAACUUUGUGAAAAUGAUACACAUGCCAUUGUUGACGGUAACUGGUCCGAAUGGAGCUCGUGGAGCACGUGCAGUAGAACGUGCGAUGGUGGCGUAACCAAUAGAUACAGGCAAUGUAAUGACCCACUUCCUCAGUGUGGUGGCGCACCAUGCAAGGGACGUAACUCUGACAAUAAACCAUGCAACAGUGAUGUGUCUUGCUGUACGGUUUCCGCCUGGAGUGUAUGGUCUGAAUGUUCUACCACGUGCGGUAGAGGAACCAGGACACGUGCACGUGAAUACGAAAAUGGCGCCAACAGUGACGAUUGUUCAAAGGUCUUACAAGAAACAGAAUCUUGCUUGGAGCACGAGUGUGACAUGAAAUGUAAUGUUACCCAAUGGUCGGAUUGGUCGGAUUGUUCAGAGGAUUGCGGUGUUGGCCGAAAGACCAGAACCAGACGCAUUCGUGGACCGGAACUUCCGGAUUGUCCAGACCUCAACGAUUCUGCCUUAUGCUAUAAGAAAGCAUGUCGCUGCGGACCUAAUGAAGAAUAUUCCAACCACACGUUGUGUGAGCACACUUGUGAGAACAGACUUAGUGGAGUACCUGAAAACUGUGAGGAGAAACUUAAGGACGGCUGUGUCUGCGAAGAUGACUACUUCCGUGACGAGAACGGUGAUUGCGUGAAAAUUAACGAGUGUGACAAAUGCUUUGUUGACGGUGAAUAUAAGAAGUCUGGCGAGACCUGGCCAUCCGAGGACAACGAAUGUUCCGUUUGUGAGUGUAUCGCCGGAAGUGUUAAAUGUACACCAGUCUGUGAAAUACCUGAAUGUGGCGAGGGUGAAGUACUCAGCUACGACGUACCAAACCCAUGUUGCCCAAGAUGUGUUGAACGAACAGAUUCGUGCACAUUGUACAAACGAUCCGACUACUUGGAGGAUCCAAGUCAUUUAUGCCGGUCCGUAUCCAAGAUAGAGUUCACAUAUUGCGAGGGAUCAUGCGGUAAUAGUACUUCAGUCCCAAUGCUUCUUGCCAAAACCGAUGCCAUGCUUGACAACGAGUGCAGAUGCUGUACGGGUGACGUCAGAAGUUACAAGGAAGUGAACGUGCUCUGUGGUGAAGGUAAAUCUCAGAAAUUGAAGACCAUGUUCGUUCCUGUAAUAGCUGCGUGCAGUUGUCAAGUUUGCCAAGGAGUUGCCAGACCUCAAAAUGGACCGUCCCAAGGAAAAUAGACUAACCACGAAUAAUCAACCAAAAAUAUACCUAAACCCCGAUCGACCUACCAUGGACCGUUAUAACCGACUACGAUUUUAGCCAAUUUUAUAUAUUAUGAUUUACCGAUGCCGACCAAGAAAUGCGAUAAACUUUCUCCUGUAAAUAGCCCCCCUGCAAAGAUGAAAAAUACAAAAAAUAAUCCCCCAGUGAUAAAAAAUAGACAUUGUACAUAGUUAAACAAAAAAAUGUGUAAAAAAUACAAAUUUAAAGAUGGCAUUAUAAAAUAAAUGAAAAAAAAAUAAUAAAAUAGA
Ruditapes philippinarum (Manila clam) is the source of this 10558-nucleotide messenger RNA. Its product is annotated as mucin-2-like. The record is from RefSeq and is a predicted model, not a curated record. Lineage: Eukaryota; Metazoa; Mollusca; Bivalvia; Venerida; Veneridae. The transcript is spliced from 50 exons. The coding region runs from base 260 to 10264 and encodes 3334 amino acids. Gene Ontology annotation, molecular function: protein binding.